AUGGCAGCUCUCGGUAGCAGCAGCAUUGAUAAACCGUUUCGCUCUUUCUUGCUCCUUGGCCUUCUGGUGCUCUUUGCAAACGCGUUUUCUUUGGCAAAUGCUAAAGUUCAGCAGCAUCAGUUUGUUAUUCAAGCAACACCAGUGACGAGGCUGUGCAGUACCCGUAACACGAUAACAGUGAACGGGCAGUUCCCUGGACCAACCUUGGAAGUGAACAAUGGUGAUACCUUAGAGAUCAAGGUUAUCAAUAACGCACAAUACAAUGUCACCAUUCACUGGCAUGGUGUCCGGCAGAUUAGAACAGCAUGGGCAGAUGGACCAGAGUUUAUUACGCAGUGCCCAAUUAAGCCAGGAGGGAGCUAUACUUACAGAUUUACAAUCAACGGUCAGGAAGGAACGCUUUGGUGGCAUGCCCACAGCUCAUGGCUCAGGGCCACCGUUUACGGAGCUCUUAUCAUCCAUCCAAGAGAAGGGGAAUCCUACCCGUUCCCUAAGCCUACAAGAGAAACACCUGUUGUACUUGGUGAGUGGUGGAAUGCAAACCCCAUUGAUGUUAUAAGGCAAGCUCAGAGAACUGGAGCCGCUCCAAAUGUAUCAGAUGCAUUCACUAUCAAUGGUCAACCUGGUGACCUGUACAAGUGCUCCAGCAAAGAAACUGUAGUAGUCCAAGUGGACUCAGGCGAGACCAACCUCCUUAGAGUUAUCAACGCUGCACUCAAUCAACAGCUUUUCUUCUCGGUUGCCAACCACAAACUCACAGUAGUUGGAGCUGAUGCCUCUUAUGUGAAGCCCUUUACUACUUCAGUCAUCAUGCUUGGACCAGGCCAGACUACUGAUGUCCUAAUCACCGCCAAUCAGCCACCGGCCCGUUACUACAUGGCAGCACGAGCAUAUGCCAGUGCACAAGGUGCACCCUUUGAUAACACUACAACCACAGCCAUCCUACAGUACAAGGCUGCUUCUUCCUCCUCCAAGGGAGGUCAGACAACUCCGGUUCUCCCAUCUCUACCAGCAUACAAUGACACAGCAACCGCCACAGCCUUCACAAAGAGUUUCAGAAGUCUAAGAAAUGUUGAGGUGCCUACUGAAAUUGACGAAAACCUGUUUAUCACAGUUGGUCUAGGACUCAAUAACUGUCCCAAGGGCGCAAGUUCCCAAAAUUGUCAGGGACCAAAUGGAACUCGGUUCACUGCCAGCAUGAACAAUGUGUCUUUUGUGCUCCCAUCCAACUUUUCACUACUGCAGGCACAUCACCAAGGUAUCCCAGGAGUUUUUUCAACUGACUUUCCAGCCGCUCCACCAGUUAAGUUUGAUUACACUGGUAAUGUUAGCCGAUCACUUUGGCAACCUGCUUCUGGAACAAAGGUGUACAGAUUGAAAUACGGGGCAAGAGUGCAGAUAGUGCUGCAGGGAACAAGUAUCUUCACAGCUGAAAACCACCCAAUCCAUCUUCAUGGAUAUGAUUUCUAUAUCCUUGCCGAGGGUUUUGGAAACUUCAAUCCACAAAAAGAUACAGCAAAGUUUAACCUAGUGAACCCACCUCUUAGAAACACAGCAAGUGUACCAGUCAAUGGAUGGACAGUCAUCCGAUUUGUCGCAGAUAAUCCAGGAGUUUGGAUAAUGCACUGUCACUUGGAUGUCCACAUUACAUGGGGCUUGGCCACGGCUUUCAUAGUGGAGAAUGGAGUUACCGAAUUGGAAGCAUUGGAGGCUCCUCCUGCAGAUUAUCCAAUCUGUUGAGAACACCAGCUGACACCAUUCAACAACAUCCAAGAUCUCCAUAAAAGAAUUCAACUUUUCCCGCUUUAGCAUCUAAAUGUAGUCCUCAAAUCUAUUCCCUGCAUUAGGGGCUAGUUACUUUCUAGCGCCCACCUUGUCAUGCACUUAUUUUAUUGUAUUUUGUUAGAUAAAAGGUGGGGUAGUGCCAAUCAAAGCACUGUCCAUUUGAAUUAGAUCCCAUUGUUGCAGAAUUGUAACUCCUGUAUUCUUUGUAGCAUUAUGAAUUGAAGGUCUUAAUUGUUUUGGUUUUUAA
Molecule: messenger RNA, 2032 nt
Organism: Ipomoea nil (Japanese morning glory)
Lineage: Eukaryota; Viridiplantae; Streptophyta; Magnoliopsida; Solanales; Convolvulaceae
Product: laccase-12-like
Exons: 6
Coding region: 1-1740 (579 amino acids)
Biological process (GO): lignin catabolic process
Cellular component (GO): apoplast
Molecular function (GO): copper ion binding; hydroquinone:oxygen oxidoreductase activity
Source: RefSeq, a predicted model, not a curated record